AAACUGGCGCUUACUCCAAAUCUUGCCUGCCACUUCACCACAGCUUUCCUCAGCAACGGCCUUGCUCCAUCGCCUCUCAGUCCCCCGCUCGCCCACCCAAAUCCUUCCUCCGGGGAAAGAGCCUGGAAGACAUUUGAGGGAAUUCAAGGCUGCUGCAUCUCUCAGAAAGGCGUAGAUCCAUGAGUGGCAGGUACGGUCAGAAAGAGAGCUGGAUUCAAAUCCUUGCCCAAAUUAAGCGAAUUAACAUGGCGAACUAGGCAAGCGAGAAGACGCUGCAACCAAACGGAGCCAACCCUUAAGACCAAAUGGGACCACGAGGGAAACCGCCUGAUGACAUGAAUGACUCUGGCCACUGAAUUGUGUCACGGCAAGGACCAGACGCCACAUUCCAGCAGGAAAAAGCGGGCGCGAAAGUCACAAGGACGCUCUUACACUUCUGCGCCCCGUGCUCAGGAGAGAGACAGGGAUAGGAGUGUUUUUACCGGAAGGAAGUGGAUGUACCCGUCUAGCCCACUGAAGCUCUGUGGCUGCGGACGGUCUAAGCAGGAAGGCGUGGAGCGUGUCGUUGGUUGAUCUUCCCAGACAGCCCGGUUUCCGGUCUCCUCCCAAGCGAGGCAGUUUUCUAGCUCCUUGUGGCCGUUGAUGCUCCAUCCUCUUCCUCCUCCUCCGUUGUCGUCUUUUCUUCGAUACCAAGUCUUUUCGAGGACUCCCCCCUUCGUUGUAGGUGCAAUAGGAAACUGAAGUCAUGACAGACUCCAAAUACUUCACCACCAAUAAAAAAGGGGAAAUUUUUGAACUGAAAGCUGAGCUCAACAAUGAAAAAAAGGAGAAGAGAAAGGAAGCAGUAAAAAAAGUCAUUGCCGCCAUGACUGUGGGGAAGGAUGUCAGUUCCCUCUUCCCUGAUGUGGUGAACUGCAUGCAGACAGAUAACUUGGAGUUAAAGAAGCUGGUGUAUCUCUACUUGAUGAACUAUGCCAAAAGUCAGCCAGAUAUGGCCAUCAUGGCUGUGAACAGUUUUGUGAAGGACUGUGAGGAUCCCAACCCUCUCAUCCGUGCUCUGGCGGUGCGCACUAUGGGAUGUAUCCGGGUGGACAAGAUCACUGAAUACCUGUGCGAACCUCUCCGGAAGUGUCUGAAGGAUGAAGACCCGUAUGUGCGCAAGACCGCUGCUGUCUGUGUGGCCAAACUACAUGACAUCAACGCCCAAAUGGUGGAGGAUCAGGGCUUUCUGGAUUCGCUGCGUGAUCUCAUUGCAGACUCCAAUCCCAUGGUUGUGGCCAAUGCUGUUGCUGCCUUGUCUGAAAUCAGCGAAUCUCAUCCCAACAGCAAUCUGCUAGAUCUGAACCCUCAGAACAUCAACAAGCUACUCACUGCUCUAAAUGAGUGCACGGAGUGGGGGCAGAUAUUCAUCCUAGACUGCCUUUCCAACUACAACCCAAAGGAUGACCGUGAAGCCCAAAGCAUAUGCGAACGGGUGACGCCCCGCCUCUCUCAUGCCAACUCCGCUGUUGUGCUUUCGGCUGUCAAAGUGCUGAUGAAGUUCCUGGAGCUCCUCCCCAAGGACUCUGACUACUACAAUAUGUUGCUGAAGAAACUGGCCCCUCCACUGGUCACCCUGCUAUCUGGCGAACCUGAAGUCCAAUACGUUGCUUUGAGGAACAUCAACCUGAUUGUGCAGAAAAGGCCUGAAAUUCUGAAGCAGGAGAUCAAGGUGUUUUUUGUGAAAUACAAUGACCCCAUCUACGUGAAGCUGGAGAAACUCGAUAUCAUGAUUCGCUUAGCAUCGCAGGCCAACAUUGCUCAGGUUUUAGCAGAACUCAAGGAGUAUGCCACAGAAGUGGACGUGGACUUUGUCCGCAAAGCUGUCCGUGCCAUUGGGCGAUGCGCCAUCAAAGUUGAACAAUCUGCUGAGCGCUGUGUGAGCACGCUUCUGGAUCUCAUCCAGACCAAGGUCAACUAUGUAGUGCAGGAAGCCAUUGUGGUCAUCCGUGACAUCUUCCGCAAGUAUCCCAACAAGUAUGAGAGUAUCAUUGCCACACUUUGUGAAAAUCUUGAUUCUCUGGAUGAGCCAGAUGCCCGAGCGGCUAUGAUCUGGAUUGUGGGUGAAUAUGCAGAGAGAAUUGACAACGCGGAUGAGCUCUUGGAGAGCUUUCUAGAGGGCUUCCAUGAUGAAAGCACCCAGGUGCAGCUCACUUUGUUGACUGCCAUUGUGAAGCUGUUUUUGAAGAAGCCGUCUGAGACACAGGAACUGGUCCAGCAAGUGCUGAGUCUUGCCACACAGGAUUCUGACAACCCAGAUCUGCGUGAUCGUGGCUACAUUUACUGGCGACUCCUCUCCACAGACCCUGUCACUGCCAAGGAGGUGGUUUUGUCAGAGAAGCCCCUGAUCUCUGAAGAGACCGACUUGAUCGAGCCCACUCUGCUGGAUGAGCUCAUUUGCCACAUUGGUUCGUUGGCCUCAGUGUACCACAAGCCGCCCAAUGCCUUUGUGGAGGGCAGCCAUGGAAUCCACCGGAAACACCUGCCCAUCCAUCACGGAAGCCUGGAGCAACCUCAGGUGAUUCCAUCCCAAGGAGAUCUCCUGGGUGACCUCUUGAACCUUGAUCUGGGGCCUCCAGUAAAUGUGCCUCAAGUGUCUUCCAUGCAGAUGGGUGCUGUGGAUCUUCUAGGAGGUGGACUUGAUAGCCUGCUUGGCAGUGACCUUGGCGGGGGAAUUGGAGGCAGCCCAGCAGUGGGACAGACUUUCAUCCCAUCAUCAGUCCCAGCAACAUUUGCUCCCUCACCUACCCCGGCUGCAGUCAGCAGUGGACUCAAUGACCUCUUUGAACUCUCUUCUGGCAUCGGCAUGGCACCUGGUGGAUAUGUGGCUCCCAAAUCGGUCUGGUUGCCGGCUGUGAAAGCCAAAGGCCUGGAAAUUUCUGGGACCUUCAGCCACCGGCAAGGACACAUCUACAUGGAUAUGAGUUUCACCAACAAGGCUCUUCAACACAUGAGCGAUUUCGCCAUUCAGUUCAACAAGAACAGCUUUGGAGUCAUCCCCAGCACCCCUCUGGCCAUUCAUACUCCUCUGAUGCCAAACCAGAGCAUUGAUGUUUCCCUUCCGCUCAACACUUUGGGACCAGUCAUGAAAAUGGAACCUCUCAACAAUCUUCAGGUGGCUGUAAAGAACAACAUUGAUGUUUUUUACUUCAGCUGUCUUAUCCCCCUCAACGUGCUUUUCGUAGAAGAUGGCAAAAUGGAACGCCAAGUUUUCCUCGCUACAUGGAAGGACAUUCCAAAUGAAAAUGAGCUCCAGUUCCAAAUUAAAGAGUGUCACCUGAAUGCUGAUACUGUUUCCAGUAAGCUCCAGAACAACAACAUUUAUACCAUUGCCAAGCGAAAUGUGGAAGGCCAGGACAUGCUGUACCAGUCUCUGAAGCUUACCAAUGGCAUCUGGAUACUGGCCGAACUACGCAUUCAGCCCGGCAACCCCAACUAUACACUGUCUCUGAAGUGCCGAGCUCCUGAAGUGUCCCAGUACGUCUACCAGGUCUACGAUGCCAUUUUGAAAAACUGAUCUGUCAGACCGCUACUGCCAGCACCUCACCACAUGGGGAAUGGGAACGGGGCUAACUCCGCACCUCCUGCCACCGCCUGCGUGUUGGUGUAGGCCAAGAACAUUCCUUCCCUCGGUAUGGGAAAAGCAGCUCUGUGUUGUGUCUGAGAUCUCAGCUCCAGAUGCUGAGGCUAAACCAAGGUAGCAAGUAGUGUCCACGUGCCGGUAACAGUAGGGGAUGUUGCAUUUGAUACUUUUAGCAUCUGUGAGAAUUUUGUAACCACUCCGCAUCAGCUGUUUUUGCAGUCCUGUGCCAUGUCUGUCUUGUUUGUUCCUGUGGCUUCUUCAUCUCGUGCCAAUGCUUUGCAUUUUCUAAACCACUGUAGGCCUCUGGUUGAUAUUUUGUAAUAUGCUUCCUCAUUUUAAUAAAUGCACAUGCACACACGGUCUCUGCCCAGCCAGAGGCAUCUGAGAGAAAACACACACACUGCACUUUAUUAUUCUUUUGUAUUUGUGUACUGCUGAUUAAUUUUUGUAAUGAACCAGCUGUCUACAACAAGCAGGAAUAAAGGAGGGGCAUCGAAACAAGACUAGUUGUACAACUGUUAUAAGGAAAACCAUGCUAUGCUGGCUUAUUGAUUAACCAUGGAAAAUUCCAUUACCUGGUACGAAUUGUAGCUUGUUAUUAUUUAAGGCCCCUCCUUGCCUGCCCUCCCCACAGACUGAAAAUCCCACCAGUUACCAAACCUCAAUCCUGCGGACAACUGAGGGUUUGCAGCUGAAGAGACAAUCUGUUGGCGUUUGAGGUCUCAGGGUUGAAAAUCGAGGGGCAAUCCCUCUGCUGCCUCUGCAUGCAUCUGUGUGCAUCACAGCUCUAUACUGUUUUCUCUUUUCAUGUGCUGCCGAUUGAACAGCAGGUUUUGAUUGCUUCGUCCAUGUGUAGUGUCAUUAAAAAAAACAUGGCAGCCAAGACAGUAGCUUUCACAAAUAAAGAGGAAGGGCAGCAAGGCAGGGAAAAGAAAAAAGGCAGCAAAAACUGCUGUCUGGUUAAACUGGCUGUGGGCAGUUUAAUCCACUUGCCAUUUCCUCUUGACCUUGGUCUCAGUCUCACUGUGCAAACUCCUGCUGGGCCCUUCUUUGCGAUCUCGGUACUGGAAUCUCCCUGGAAACCUAAAACAGCUAUUUCUGCUGCCACCAGAUAAAUGUGCCAGGUUCAAGCCAUAUCCCAGUGUGGCUGAAACGAGCUAUCAGCUCCAGCCAUCCUCACUCCACUAAAAUAUAACCUUUAGCAAGGAUCUGUGCCCUGUUAUUUCUUCAAGGUUGAGAAACAUUUUCUUGGGUGAGCCUGGAACAGAGCUCUUACCUGGUCUCACCCUUGGCAUCUUAACACAGUCUCUGUUAAGGCAAGAUAGGAUAGUCUUUUCCCUCCAUGUCAGCUGCUUCCUGGCUUGUCUGCCUUUUUCUUCUAUGCCCCCAUCUACAUUGCCCCCUUUCUUAUUGCUGCUUUAUCUCCCACCCUAUUUGAGAGAACAGAGGACUGUGAUGUCUAGGAGAUCCUCUGAGCAAAUGCAGCAUUGCAAUAAUGCAGACUAUUCCCAGUGGACUUCAGUUUUCUCCACCCACCCCUGCGCAAAGAGCACAUAUAAACUUUCCCUCUUCAAGAAGCCAGUCUUUGAGAAAGGAGGAGGAGGAGGAGGAGAGAUUUAGAGCAAAUCUGGCAGGUCCAGUGGGCUGCUGUAUUGCCUCUGAAUCUUGGAUAUAGAACCAGGCCAAGCUAUAUUCAGUAGGUUUGGUGUGGAAGUCUUUUCUUAAUUGGAACUGAACUGAAAGAAUUAGUCAUCUGUGAACGUAACAGGCAGGUCACUAGAACUUACUCUUUAAGUCCUGACCAAGCUAUUCCUGUCAAAACCAGAAAUGCAUUUUCAGUGGGCAAGUCCUCAUGAUCCUAAUUCCAUCAUGUUUCCUUCAUAAUCAUAUGAGACCUUGGCUCCUUUCAGCCAGGUGUCUCAAGCUACAUUUCCAAAGUGUAAUUCUUUCGUGACCAUCUUGUGGUCACUGGCUAAUCAAGAACUGACACUGGGUCAUAUGUAUCUUAAUUGGCUCUUUACCUGCAUCUUGAAUCUCCUUUGGAAAGUCUAAAGGCUGAGAGAGAGAUGGUCUGCAUAGUUGAGCUAAAUUCAGCAGCCUGAGCUGACAGACCAGUAGAACCUCAAUAACCACUUUGUCAUCUGUCUCUUAAAACUGGAGUGGAGUUCUUGACUUUGGGUUAGCCUGAUUCAUGUAAUAAAAUAGCCAUGGGCACCGUGUGUGGUCCUUGUACAACUGCUACAUACAGUGCUUGGGUUUACCAGAAGACAUAACGGCAUCAUGCAACUCAGGGAUUGAGAGUUGCAGUGCUAGCUCAAGAUUGUGGGUUUCAUAGCAAAGAGGCCAGUGACACCUCUGAAGCUUGCAGAGUCCCAAGUCCUGAAGACCCAUGCCUGGCCCUCAAGGAAGUUGUCCCAGUCAGAGAUUCUCUUUGACUGUUCUGUGCAGGGCUGCUUUUACUCUGAUUUACCAAUAUUUCUGGAUGUGCUAACUGAAGUAACAGCAGAACCCUGUUUCUCCUAGUUUAAAGGGCCCCCUGCAAGCACUCUAGACCAAUUCAUAUUGGUGGCGUGGGGUGGAGGGAGGCACAUACAGUAGUUAGCUUUUUAUCAAUAUUUAGAUAGUAAGAAGGGUGACCUAAAAACUUAGAACCAUAGCAUUUUCAAGAUGUGACUCAAGUGGUUAGACCAGUGUUUCUCAACCUUGGCAACUUUAAGAUGUCUGGACUUCAACUCCAGACUUCAAGUCCAGACAUCUUAAAGUUGCCAAGGUUGAGAAACACUGGGUUAGACAAUGUGGAAUCUGUUUUGCAAGAAUACCUGCUUUGGAGCACUUCCCACAUGCCCAA
This is a messenger RNA of Python bivittatus (Burmese python), 6470 nucleotides long. Lineage: Eukaryota; Metazoa; Chordata; Lepidosauria; Squamata; Pythonidae. The record is from RefSeq and is a predicted model, not a curated record.